AUUGAAGCAGCAGAGAAUGUUCUCGUUCAAGCGUGACAUCGAUUUCACCGGCUACAGCUUCAUCGUACCGUCCGUGAGUGUCGGCAAUGUUCCGCAGCUGGCAGUGGACGCGAUCGUUGAAACGCUUCAACUCGAACCAAUCGGCCAACUUUGGCAUCCGGCCCUGAUACCAAUCGUUGGAGCGGCCGCUUUCGAACAUGAACCCACCGGUUCCGUAACCACCACUGCCGAGCUGUACCUUUCCGAAUCGAAGCGCCUCUUGGUAUUGCAGCUGCGUGCCCCACUUGUCGGUUCCUCGCUUCAACGGGAGUUCCUUGAACAGUGCGCCGAUUUCGUGCGUGAUCGCCACUUUGCCCAAGUAUACCUUCUGAGUAGCUGUUUUUCACACGAAAAGUCCAACAUCCGUGCGGCACCGUUCAGUUACGUCUCGAACGAAGCGUAUGAUCGAACCCCGAAUGCUUCCCGGCUGACGGCGGAUGAACGGUGGACGAAGCAUCCGCCGGGUGGUGCCAUACACGGUGGAGGGUUCGGAGCAAAGCUGCUGGAAUUACUGACCAACCGUGGCGUGGCCACUGUGCUGUUGUUCAUGUACGUUUCGGAAGGCGACAACACGAGCGAGGGACUUACGAUGGCACGAAUUCUGAACGCCGUUAGUGGCGAUAUCUUGCUUCCGGCUGGGCAGGACGAAGCCAACUUCCGGUGGCCCAAAUCGUGGCAGCAUCUCUUCGGCAGCUCGCAUCCCAGAUCAUUGUACUGAGUGUCCCACUGAUGAGAAUGGGA
Anopheles cruzii is the source of this 780-nucleotide messenger RNA. RefSeq names its product proteasome assembly chaperone 2. Gene Ontology annotation, cellular component: cytosol; nucleus. The transcript has a single exon. The record is from RefSeq and is a predicted model, not a curated record. Lineage: Eukaryota; Metazoa; Arthropoda; Insecta; Diptera; Culicidae. Gene Ontology annotation, biological process: proteasome assembly. The coding region runs from base 17 to 757 and encodes 246 amino acids.